Messenger RNA from Paralichthys olivaceus (Japanese flounder), 1827 nucleotides. RefSeq names its product inhibin subunit beta Aa (gene inhbaa). Gene Ontology annotation, cellular component: extracellular region. Gene Ontology annotation, molecular function: growth factor activity; cytokine activity. Lineage: Eukaryota; Metazoa; Chordata; Actinopteri; Pleuronectiformes; Paralichthyidae. The record is from RefSeq and is a predicted model, not a curated record.
UGAACUUUGCAGCUUCCAAACUUCUGCGAGAGCGAGUGAGCGAGGGAAGGAAGACAAAGACAGACGGAGAGAGAGAGAGAGAUCUUUCUUAUUUCUGUAACCAGUUUUUCUUUUGGUCAAAAACUUUUCUUCUUCGUCGCUCUGUCUGCAUCACCAGCUCCAGCACAACAGCCAAUCAGGCAUCUGCCGCCGUCAUGUCCGUCUUACCUCUUCUCAGCUGGACCGUCCUGGUCCUGGUGCAGAGCUGCACCUCGUCUAUGGACCCGGCUUCUAAACCUCAUCCACCGCCGCUUUCUCUGACCGUCCAUCCUCACUACCAGCCGCUGCUGGACGCUGCCCCCAGCUCCCACUGCCCCUCCUGCGCCCUGGCGAGGAUGAGGAGGAACGAAGGCGGCACGGGAGUGGAGGAUUUGGCGGGGCACGAGCGAGAGGAAGAGGAGGCAGCUCAGCAAGAUGUGGUGGAAGCGGUGAAGAGGCACAUCCUGAACAUGCUGCAUCUCCAGGCUCGGCCCAACAUCACUCGGCCCGUGCCGCGCGCCGCUCUCCUCAACGCUCUGCGCAAGCUCCACGUGGGGCGAGUGGCGGAAGACGGCAGCGUGCAGAUCGAGGGGGAGGAGGCGGCUCGAGGGCGGGGAGGAGGUGGGGGAGGAGCAGCAGCAGCUGCGGUGGCGGCGUACCGGACAGGAGACAGCGACGAUGCACAGGAGACGACAGAGAUUAUCACCUUUGCUGAGGCUGGUGAAUCUCAGGGCGUGGUCAACUUCGUCCUCUCUAAAGAAGGUGGCUCUCUGUCUCUGGUUGAGCAGGCGAACAUCUGGCUCUUCCUCCGUUUGGCUAAGACAAACCGCAGCAGAGCCAAAGUCACCAUCCGCCUCUUCCAGCAGCGCCGGCUCACCAACCGACAACCAACUCUGCCGCAGGACGAUAUCCUGCUAGCAGACAAGACUGUGGACACCCGUCGCAGCGGCUGGCACACCUUCCCCGUGUCUGCGGCAGUGCAGGCACUGCUGGAGAGCACAGAGAGCACGACGCUGAGCCUGAGGGUAUCCUGUCCGCUAUGUGCUGAUGCAGGGGCCACAGUUAUUCUGGUUUCUGGCGGUUCAGAGACAUCGCAGCGCACCAACCAGCGGGAACAAUCCCACCGGCCCUUCCUGAUGGCCGUGGUCCGACAGGCUGAUGGCAGCGACUCACGGCGACGCAGGAAGCGAGGGCUUGAAUGUGAUGGGAAAGUCCGGGUGUGUUGCAAAAGGCAGUUCUAUGUCAACUUCAAAGACAUCGGCUGGAACGACUGGAUAAUCGCACCCCCCGGUUACCAUGCCAACUACUGCGAGGGCGAGUGUCCCUCUCACGUGGCGAGCAUCACUGGGUCUACACUGUCCUUCCACUCCACUGUCAUUAGCCACUACCGCAUGAGGGGCCACAGCCCCUUCCAGAACCUGAGGUCGUGCUGCGUGCCCACUCGGCUACGAGCCAUGUCCAUGCUCUACUACAACGAGGAGCAGAAGAUCAUCAAGAAGGACAUCCAGAACAUGAUCGUGGAGGAGUGCGGCUGCUCAUAAACUAGAACCUGACCUGGACCAGAGACAGGACCUCUGACCCCGGAGAGAGACAGAGAGACAAGGACGAGACGGAGGAAUGAGAAAAAAAUGUGACUUCAUGAUCUGCGUGUCUCUCAUCUACUGUGUUUCAGGCUUCACCUCCUCCCUCCGUCCCUCCUGGACGCUCUCUGGGAUAAAAACUCUCUGGACUCGAGUCUUCAUGGCACUUUCAGAAAAAAAGAAAAGAAAAAGGUAGAAAAAAAGAAUAUCUAAUAUAUUUUUGUUACAA